Messenger RNA from Didymosphaeria variabile, 4500 nucleotides. RefSeq lists its product as uncharacterized. The coding region runs from base 1 to 4500 and encodes 1499 amino acids. The transcript is spliced from 3 exons. Gene Ontology annotation, cellular component: trans-Golgi network. The record is from RefSeq and is a predicted model, not a curated record. NCBI's taxonomy places the organism in Eukaryota, Fungi, Ascomycota, Dothideomycetes, Pleosporales, Didymosphaeriaceae.
AUGGCGGUCGACCCUCUCUCGCCCAUUGCGCCUGCGCGCAUACGGGCGCUCCUCCUGCCCGUCGGCCGCAUCAAGCGUUCACGUUUCCUAAACUUUGUCGAAUUCCUGCAGCCACAUUGUAUGGUGCGCCUUGGAGACAUCAGUCCUGAUCCUCGGCCAGAUAGGAAUAUGUUCUCACCUCUAGCAUUCCCCAACGGCACCCUUUUAUAUGACCUGUCGACGUCACUUCCACCCCCUUCGCAUUUGUCACUGUCCCCAUUUGAGCAAUUUCGAGAACCACUCUCAAUCAUCGGUAUUGCCGACGCCUCAGAAUAUCCUUGGCUUCAUCAGUCACGUGCCGAGGCAGAAGAAGAUGACACGCCGUCCAUGUCCAAUUCGCAGGAUGAUGAUAGAGAAGGGAUUUUAUCAGCCGUGGAUGAUCUGAAAGAACAGUUCCCGAAGGCUUAUCUGCACAGCCUCAUGUUGUUUGAUUGCGCCUCGCAACAGCCGCAUCCUCAACUGCCUCCGGAAACGUUACUCGUGCCCCCGGCUCCUCAAAUCAAGAUGACCACAAUGAAGACACUGAUGUGCGAUCUCACCGCAACAUUACUUGCUGAGAUGACUACCCUAGCAAAAUCGAUACAAGUUUUACCCACUGUAGCCUCACCAGCAUCUCAAGCCGGAAACACAGACAAUGUGCCCAGCUGGGCUAAUGCGGACCCCUCAGCAUCUCUGUUCUCCCGAAGGAAUUCACAAACCCCCGUUUCGAGUAGACCUGAGUCACCUGUGUCGGCAAAUCAGAAAGAUCUGCAUCGAAUGUCCAUGCCUGUGCUACCAUCGUCCUCUGGAGGCUCACUCGCCAACAAUGACCCCAGAGCGGCAUCUCCCGCGACACAAGGAGCUCGCACCCCUCCAACAACUUUCGAUGAGAUAUCGGGUCUUGAUGCGGCCAAUACUCUUCAACGAACGUCGAGUAAUUCCUCAAAGCCAAAGAGUGCAGGAAGAGAUCGCAGCGCUGAUCGAGUGUCCAUCCAUGGUUUUGGUUCCGGUGGUGCCGGUGAGCGAGCACGCAACAAAGGACGUGGGCGUGUAGGCGUUAUUAUCGGAACGCUGUACCUAUGCGCUGGGCAGUGGCAUGAUGCUUUGCGAGAACUUACCGAGGCAGCCACGCAAGCACGGACAUUCAGUGAUCACCUGUGGCAUGGAAAAGCUCUGGAGAAUAUCAUGGUUUGCCUUCUGCUGUUCGCAUGGUCAGGCAUGGAUUUUCAGAUACCCGAGAUCUGCUAUCCCUCGCACGAUAAAUCGUCGGGCACCAAAUCUCCCCAGCAUACACCUGCUGGCAGCAUAGCUGAUGUAGCCUCUCCAACGUCAGCAAGAAGUUCCACUCACGAAGCCGCCCUUGAGAGCCUCAAUACCAUUCUUCCUGACCUAGUGAAUAUGAUUCUGAACAUCUAUACCCGGGCCUCGAAUUUUCCAGGGGAAUCUCUUCCUCCACUUGCUUUCUCGGAAAGCGUCAUACGUUUCUCCAAACUCUUGGCGGCCAUGAACUUGUCCGCAGGAUAUCUGGACUACGAUGCGCUGCAACACCUCGUUCAAAACAAUCCAUUCCGGCAAAAGCCACGGCUUUCUGUGCCACGGCUCGCAGUAAAUCCCACAAGGAAUGAUAUCGCUGCCAUGCUAUUCCGUGCGUUGCCGGGACCCCCCGACAGUUCGGGGAUGAGCGGGACCGAUAGGGUGGUUGUGUUGGCCGGGGUAGCGUCUGUAUUGUCGUCGCUCGAGCUUCAAAGAAAGAAGGCCAUUGUAAUGAGAGAGUUCAUAACUUCCUUGAUACCAGGCCUAGUGCAAGCCCGAAAAGUCGGUGCGGCAGAGAUGGGAGUGCACCCUGCUGCGGGUCUCGCUGCUCUAAAUAUGGCUAGUGGGGGCCAUUCUGGAGCAGGCGCUCUUCAUCUGGGAGAAGGUGAGAUCGAAAACGGCAUUGAUGAGUUCCUAGGCAUGCUGGGACGUGUCUACGGGGUCCCCGAUACAAGAGCCACGUUCAAUUUACCAGUGCUACCCUCAAUAACGAACGGCGCAACUAUACCCGCGCCAGGAAAAUCGAGCCAGGAUGCAGUCACAGAGAUCUUACGGAUAGCUUCUCUCAGAUCGUUCGGGAGCCUUGGUCUGAAGGUGGACAUUCUACGCAUGUGUAUCAACUUCUGCGAGGCGUUACCAGACUUUAACGGCGUUCUCCACUUCACUGCGCUACUUCUAAGGAUCGCAGGUCCUGGCACAGCCCCCAAGCCAAAUAGCACCGAUGUCUUCGUCUCGUUACCGCGUGACGAACAAGUGCGACUUUUCGCCAACAUCUCUCGCACGGUUGCUCAAGCGAACAAGUUGGGGCUCAAGCAUAUUGAGACUGACUAUUGGGAUGACUUCUUGGUUCGUGGUCUUUUCAUAAUGGAACCACCGAUUCCCUUGCGUUUGACCCACCAUCGUCCUGCAGAGUUGAAAGUUGCACCAUCCAAGGAAGGACCCUUCAUCCACAACCCUUGGAACAAGAACCCGCAGGCCAACGCUGUCGAGACUGUGCUUGUUGCCAACGAGGAAUACAGAUUUGUCAUUGCUCUACAGAACCCGUACGACUUUGAGCUCGAAGUCGACUCGUUACGUAUAGCUGCCGAAGGUGCGGAGUUUGUUGCGCAUGAGGAGCUAUUCAUUUUGGGUCCUUAUCGAACCCAGAAGUUUCCAAUAAGUGGUGUUGCUCACGCAGAAGGGACAUUGAAUAUCAUUGGAUGUUACGUCAAGGUCACUGGGUGUCGUGAGCGUUUGUUCCCGAUAUUCCCCGAUCCUUGGCGACCAGAAAGAGAAUUGAAGAUGAAGAAAAUAGGGCUUAAGGCUUGUCUCGGUGCCCCAGUUUCUCGCCCCACUUCAGCGGUUGGAACAGCAGCAGAUGUGCAAAAAGCAUCCUCGCCAAAGCCGGAGACGUUGACUUUCAACGUGAUUCCAGAUCAGCCCGUGGUCAUCAUCACUGACGUUUCUCUUCCGCAAGGAGCUGUCAUGGUGCUAGAAGGAGAGAGGAGGCGAUUUACUGUGACCGUGAGGAACACUUCCAAUACCACCGCCGUCGACUUCGUUCAUAUUACAUUUCAAGAUUCGGCGACGGCAGCUAUCCAAGCUGCUACGUCCAAUCGGGACCUUCCACCCGCUGAACUCCACGAAUUGGAAGUUCAGCUGGCGCAAUUCCCCUCUUUGCGUUGGCUUAAGCAUGAAAAUGAGGAAUCCAUGUCUAUAAAGCCAGGCGAUGAGGCUCAAUUCGAGAUCGAAGUUGUUGGUCGAACACGGCUUACAGAUGCGGUCGUUCAGAUUGACUAUGCUAAUCUCGGCAAACGACGCUCGGAGAUCCAAGACAGAUUCUUCACACGGCAGGUUUCUGUGCCUAUAUCUGUCACAGUCAACGCUAGCGUUCAGCUACAGCGUCCCGACAUAGUCCCACUUUCUGGCGAUCUUGCGUGGUCCAGCCAAACGAAGGAGCUGACUAUGUCGAUGGAAAAAUUCGGGAGCCACUUCCAGCAGGCUUUUCAUCACAUGAAGUCGCAAGAAAACAGUGACGAGUACUGCAUGCUCUUACUGGACUUACGUAAUUCAUGGCCAAACCCUUUGCACAUCGCUCUUCAGGUCCGAGGACGACCUGCUAGUGAAGAGAGCAGCAUCGAUUCAUGGGCUGAAGCCCACACGGUUAACGAAGUUAUCCAACCAGGCCAUAUCAACCGAGUCGUCCUCAUUUUGCCCAAGAUCUACCUCAAGGAACCCUACGCCCCCGUUCCGUCGCUCAACCCAGCGAAUCAGCGGCAAUUCGUAGUCAGCGCGAGCAAGGUGUCUCCCGAAACAGAGCGCGCAAACCGGGAGGCUUUCUGGUACCGCCAUGAGAUGUUGAAGCUUAUCCGCGGGACAUGGAAAGAAGAAGGAGGCGGGAAGACCGGGAGCAUUGAGUUGCGCACCAUGCGUUUCUCACCGCGCAUGGUUGAGGCUAUAAAGUUGGGGGAUAUCAAGAUUGAAACUACUCUUGAGGCGGACUUCCCCUCUGACGAGAACGACAACGUAGUGCGACAGCUCGGUCACGCAAGUUUCGAGGUCUCUGUGGACGAUUUCUUGACACUCAAGACCAAGGUUCAUAACCGAAGUCCUGCCCCAGUCGCACCGCUUCUGCGAUUGCAACCUCAUCUCGCCGGUCUCCCACACAACAUCGCCCUUGAUCUCGACAAGCGCUUCUCCUGGACUGGCGUUCUUCAGCGCCGUCUGCCGACGAUUGAACCGGGACAGUCGGUGGAGUCGGAGCUCGGCAUUGUCGCACUGACAAGCGGUGUCUACGAGAUUGGUGCGACAGUCGACGAGGUAGAGCUUCAGCAGACGGUCAGUGACGUGAAAGGGAACAGGCCGCGUAGCGGGACGGCGCAAAUGCAGGCUGAAGUAUUGGGUGAGCCUAGGUUGCGCUCCUGGCAUAUGAAGGAGCCAUGUACAAUUGUGGCGAGAAGGAAAGGGUAG